Cephus cinctus (wheat stem sawfly) is the source of this 5406-nucleotide messenger RNA. RefSeq names its product zinc finger protein 608. Lineage: Eukaryota; Metazoa; Arthropoda; Insecta; Hymenoptera; Cephidae. The transcript has 4 exons. Bases 229 to 4869 code for a protein of 1546 amino acids. Gene Ontology annotation, biological process: regulation of transcription by RNA polymerase II. The record is from RefSeq and is a predicted model, not a curated record. Gene Ontology annotation, cellular component: nucleus.
GGUCAAGGAGUCGAAAGCGGAAGUGGCAGUAGUGGAAGAGGAAGUAGGUAGUGUGCGCGGUAGUCGUGUUGUGUCGCAUAGUCGGGAAGUGAUGUGUUCGAUGGACGGCGCGCGUCUCGCGGGCGGAGGUUGGGGUAUCACUACCGUCACGACGCAUUCGGGAUCGGAGAAACAAGGCGGAAUAUCGGUGACCAGGCUGGCGGGCGCUGGGGAAACGGUUCCAAGGGCAUGGCGACCACGCCAAUAGGCGGUCGCCUCCCUAACGUUAACCGCAAAGGACCAUCGCCGGAUUUUCUUAAUUCGCGUAGACAAAUCGGUAGGGAGCAGCAGCAGCAGCAGCAGCAGCAGCAGCAACGGGAUCAGAGAGAGAAAUCUAGUGCGGUAGCAGCGGCAGCGCUAGUGGCAGCAGCAGGAGGAUCCGGGAGCCAGGAUAGCCAGAAAGCAGGCACAGUGGCUGCUAACGCCGGGGAAACGGAUCCGGCCGCGACGAAUGCGACCAACAACUUCGAGUACGACGACAACGAAUGGGACAUCGGCAUAGGAGACCUGAUAAUCGACCUGGACGCCGACAUAGAGAAGACGAGGGACGAGAAACUGAGCUUGGGGACAGGGACAGGCAUGGCUUCUACGCCUGCCUCGGCAACUACGAACCCAAACCAGAUCCAGAACGCCUCCGGCCUGAACUCCAACAGCAACGGUAGCACCAGCAGCAACAGCAGCAGCGCCAGCAGCACCGGCAGCAGCACCGCGAGCAGCAACGGUAGCGCCGGAACCGGCUCGAACGGAACCGCGAGUAACGGAAGCGCCAGCAGCGCCGCCAGUAACGGCACGGCCGGCACCGGUGGCUCCGGGGGGAAUUCGGGUUCCUGUGCUAACUCUUCGAACGCCACCAGCCCAGCCACCCAGAGCCCAGCAUCGGCGACUUCGGGGAAGACGUCCGGCGCGAAUGCGGCACACCCCAACCCUGCGAACCCGAACAAAAUGGCUGUUGAACACUCGGCCACCGUCGACAAGGGCCUCAAGAUGAAGAUCAAGCGCACGAAACCCGGCACCAAGACCAGCGAAGCCAAGCACGAGAUCGUUAAGUCCAACGAGCUGAACGGAACCACCUCCCAGGACGGUACCGCCACUCAGAACUCCCAGAACUCCACGGAGAACCCGGGCUCGAACAAAUCGAAGCCACACUCGCCCGCCUCGGCGGCGAGCGCCCCGACGCCCUCGGCCGUUGGCUCCAAGAGAGGAUCCAGCGGUCAUCGCCGUGACAAGGCACGGGACAAGCACGAGAAGCCCCAGAGCACCCACGCGCCCCAACAGACAAAGCCGGAAAUGAACGGCACUGCCAGACCCAGCCCGCAGAGUCAGUCCUCGGCGACUGCUGCCUCCCAGGGCCCAACGCCGGCCGCCACGGCCCCCCAGCAACCUCAGGGUCCACCACCCAGCUCGAGAACGGGAUUCCCAGUCUCCCAAGGGCCCGGACCACCUGCCACCAGCGCGGCAGCACCCUGUCCGCCCCCCAGUCCGGCCAGCGCGACGGCCGCGGGUUCCGCCGCGAAACCGGAGCAGACCAAGGUCGCCGCCGUACCUGGACCACCCCUCACGACCCCGGCCGAGGAGGCGAUGGACACCGCGGCCAGUCCACCACCUCCGAAGAAGCUCAAGACAUCCAACUCGAACUCCGAACCAAAGGACAUGUCCGACGUGUGCGUUGGGACCAGUGUGGGGACCAUUACGGAACCCGAGUGUUUGGGCCCGUGCGAGCCUGGCACGUCGGUCACACUGGAAGGCAUCGUUUGGCACGAGACCGAAGGAGCAGGUGUAUUGGUCGUCAAUGUCACGUGGAGGGGCAAAACGUACGUGGGCACAUUACUGGAUUGCACGCGGCACGAUUGGGCGCCCCCGCGAUUCUGUGACUCGCCUACGAGCGACCUGGACGCGAGGACCCCGAAGGGCAGAGGGAAGCGUGGACGCGCCGCGGCCAACUCGACGCCCGGAAACGACCUGAGCAACUUCACGGAGACGAGGAGUUCGGUUCAUAGCAAAUUGAGAAAUGGCGGCGCCAAGGGACGCAGAGGGGCGCAAGGUUCGCCGGCAGCGAGUCCAAGUCCGGCGGCCUUUGUGCCACCGAGACCGGAUCCCGCGGCCAAACGGAAGUCACGUGGUCCCGAGGAGGAAGAGAAGAAUAAGAGGAGAGCACCACCGCCGACGCCACCCAGUGGCUCCCCGCCGGCGAGUCCGGUACUCCUCGAGUGUCCGGAGCCGAACUGCAGCAAGAAGUACAAACAUAUUAAUGGACUUAAGUAUCAUCAGAGUCAUGCGCAUGGGUCAGCGGAUGACGAUGACACCAAGGAAGCCAUUACUAGUAUGUCGGAGAACGAUGAGAGUAACAUCGAGGCUCCUAGUCCCGCGACACCUGUGAAGUCGCCUGCGGAUAAACCGGAAGGUACCCCUGUUAGGACAGGGAGUCCUCCGGCUAUACUUCCGCCGGAAACCCCACCACCACCGAGAGUUCCUUCGCCCAGCGUGGACCCACCCACGCCUGUACUCUCGGAUAAGAAUAUCGUAAAACCUGGAGUGUUGAGGUUUGGUCAGGAUGAUCUCCCGGCGCCGGUAACCGCAGCGCCACCACCUAGACCUGUACUGCCGACACAAGUGACAAAUCCUCCCCAGAGUCCCAGUCCUCAUCCGAGUCAAUCUCCGAGGCCUGUACCGUCCCCGCAUCCUGGUACGAGUAUUCCGCAACCCCUGAAUAUUCCCCAGCCGCCGCAGCCCAGUCAGGUACAGCAUCAGACGCAGAAUCCUCUGUUGCAAACGCAGCAGCCUCUGACUGUGCAGCCACAGAUACAACAACCCGGACAAGCCAUGUCCACGCCGCAGCAGCAGCAACAACAGCCCCAGUUGCAACCUGCACAUCAGAUACAGACUGUGCAGCAUCUGGGUCCGACGCAGCUGGGUCAGCCACCGCCGACUCAUCCAGUUCAACAGCAACCUGGUCUUCAGCAACCGCAACAGCAGCAGCCUGGCGUACAGCAACAGCCCACUGUACAGAAUAUGACAAGUCAGCAUCCUGGUUUGCAGGGUCUCACGAGUCAAGUGGCUACGCAACAGCCGGGUAGUGGUUUGCAGGGCGCGUCCCCGGGGCAUCCUGGCCAGGGCAUGCAACCGCAUCUGCAGCAAUAUCCGAAUGUCGGUUUGCAUGCAAAAAUGCCCCAGUUCAAGGUCAAACCUACGGCCGCUCUUAUGCCCGAGCAAGAUAAGAGCAAGGAUCCGAGGACUCCAAAGCCUCAAGGAUACAAGAAGAAGCCGCGCAAGUCCCCGGGUGGGAGUCCUCAUCCCUCGCCCUUGGAGGCGCCCAUCGUCGACUCCGUCAGGGAGGAUGUACAAAGUCCAGCGUAUUCCGAUAUAUCGGAUGACGCGGCACCGGUUCUCGAGGCCGAGUCGGCCGAUAAGGCCAAACAAGGUCAAGAGAAGGACGGGAAGCCUAGCACUCAGGGACACCUACCGGCUCAUGCAUUCAGCAUGUAUCCCUACUAUGGACAGCCGCCAUACUUGGUCUCGAGUGUGCAGGAUAAGUCUGGCGACCAGAAGCCGAGCGAUCUGACGCCCAAGCAGGAAGUGAAGCCUCUGAACAUACCGCAAAUGCCUUCGAUGACGAGUCUACAAAAUCCUGAGAAGGAAAAGAAAGAAUUGAACCCGCCGCCCCAGCAGCAGCAGCAGCACUAUUAUGGCUAUUCGGGAUACAUGCCUCCUGGUUAUCCGUACCAACCGCAGCCCGUUUCGCAGCAGCAAAACCAACCGCAGGAACAGGACGUGCACGAGCAGAAGGCCAAAAUAAAGCAGGAGCCGCAACCGCAGCAGCCGAGUCUCAAGGACAAGCAGCACGAGAACCAUCAAAUAUUGAAGGAGAGUAUAGAGAUGAAGAGUCAGAUGAGCCCCUAUCACGUCUAUCACAGCUCGCAGAGUCAACGAGGUCCACCCCCGGUGCCUGUUCAGGAUGACCGGAGGUACUAUCUCUAUCCUGGUGAACAAAGGCGGAAGGAGGAAAGUCCUAAGCAAGCUCAGCAAGCAAAACCACCACCUCCCAGUCCGAAGCAUCAGCCGAAACAGGAGAAACCUCAAGACCUUGGGAAAAGCGAGGAUAGCAAAAACAAGCAGGAGGGUGUAAAGCCGACGAUGGAGACGCAGGGUCCGCCGCCACCUCCUACAUCGCAGUACGCUUACAUUCAUCCUGGAUACAUGCAGCCGCAGCACUACGGCGGUCUACCCUUCGACCCCGCUCAUCCUGUCUACCGAGGUCUAAGUCCUAUGCUAGUACCCGGUCCAUACUCCGGCAACCCCUACCUGCAUCAGCUGCCCAGGUAUCACGCACCGGAAGACCUGAGCAGACCGCCAGGAGGUAAAGCCCUGGAUCUCCUCCAACAUCACGCGAAUCAAUACUAUUCUGCGCACAAGAUUCACGAGCUCCAAGAGCGAGCUUUGAAAUCACCCACGCCGAAGACGUCGGCGGCAUCCGCAAGUCCAUCCUCGGCCGGCCCUACUCCUGCAAGACCACCUAGUGGUCCCCCGACGUCGGCCGCAGGACCUGGACCACCACAGAAUCAGGGGCAACAGCAGCCGGGGAAGCAACAGAAUCAACCGGGUGGUCAGCAGCAGCAACAGACCGCAGCGGAUGCGUCGAGUGGGAACCUUGGGAAGGACACCAGGUCGCCGCCGCCCCAAAGACACGUCCAUACGCAUCAUCACACCCACGUUGGAUUAGGUUAUCCUCUAUUGACUGGACAGUAUCCCCCGUCGUACGGAGCGGCAGUGCUGGCGAGUCAGCAGGCUGCCGCCGUAGCUGCCUCGGUGAUCUCGCCCUAUCCGCCUAAGUGACCCGCGGCCCCCGUUUCCGUUCCCGGUGCCAGCAACUCCGCACAACCCCGUCACACGCACCCCGCAAGUGGCAACACGGGCCACUCGCAUGGGAACACCAGCAGGCAGUAGCAUGGACGUUCUCGUUAGGCUCAGGUACUCUCUGGGGCACUUGACGGAGACCGAUGGUUGAUGCGGCGUCGCGCUGUAGGCCGGUGGAUAGCGCCAUACGAGGUUAACCAGAUACAGGGGGAGUGAGUGAGAGAGAGAGAGAGAGAGCCGUGAAAUUGUUCAGGAGGGACGAUGACUCUUCAAGCUGAAGAACUCGCAAGGGAGAAAGGAGAGCAUAGAAGCAGUGCGAUAAAGAUAGCACGCUUGAGAAAUAAAUUUAUUUAUUGAUCAACCAAGAGCGAGAGAGAUAGAAAGAAAGAGAGUCGGAGCGAGUGAUGUAAUUGUCAAAAUUAUUUCGAACAAUUAAAAGCUCCACGCUACUGUCAGUGCCGUAACGAAGUUUCGCUUAAUUAAGAAAUUGACGUUAAAAAAAAAAAAAAAAAAUAC